GAGGACACGUCAGCAACUUAAAGGUUCUUUUCAUGUAGCCGUCUUCAUGAUCAGGAGUAGUAUUCAUUGUGACGAGGCUAUCGCUAACGCUAUAGAUUCAAACAAUAAAGUUAAAGUUAAAGAAAAACGCGAAACUUGUUGGACUUCGUAAACAGUUUACGAAGUAAAUAAUGCCGACUGGGAGAGCUUUGACAAAACGUUCCAGCCCCCGUCUUGGCGGGGCCGGUUGGUUGUCUUCUGCAACAUGGUCGUUUCAUCGGGAGGCUAGUAGUAGUUCUGGGCGGGCGAGCGUGGCGAGCAUGUGGACGGUGAUGCCCCGAAUGCAGACGAGAACAAGUGGCUGUAAGGUGGUCCUGACAUCAACAGAAUUCGCAGCCGCGUCGUCUCUCGUCCGCCAAAAGCGUUGCUUUGCCUACUCCGACACAUCAGAUCGGCGGCUUGCGAUACGCGAGAGAAAAGGCCUCGAAAUUCUGGAUUUUUUCAGUGAGAACGCGGAUAUCGACUUUGCGACUAUGCAAGAGGCGAUACGGGGCCUCGCGAGCUCUAACCACCAGAAUCCGCAGCACAUGAACGAGAUUGCGACCGACGAGCGGUUCCGCCUUCUUUUGGCAAAAGUGAAGGACAAAGUGGACAACGCAGCGCUGAUCGACGCGCGCUCGCUGGCACAAUUAGCCGACGCGCUCGCGAAGCUGCGUUUCAACACGCCCGAGCUGGAGGACCUGGUUCAGAGCCUCGCCACCACGAUUAGGCAAAGGGAGAACGCGUUUUCGCCCCGGUAUCUGGCGCAGCUGGCGCUUGCGCUGAGUAGUCGCAAGGUGCACGACGUGGAAUUAAUUGAGUUUGUGCGGCAGGAGACUAUGAAGGUCGUGCAAGACAUCGAGCCGGCGCACGCGGUCGGUUUGCUGGAGGCCUUUCGCCGCUGGGGCUUCUUUGACCGGGAGAUGCACGACAUGAUCGUGGAGCGGAUGACGGACGAGGUCGACCGGUUCUCGUCCCGCGACAUUGUGGACGCACUGAAAGUGCUGUCUGAUCUGGGCCUGGUGCGCGGAUUUCUGCUCCGCCGGCUGGCGCAGCUUGCCUUCGAGAACCUGCACGUGUUCACGCCGAAACAGUUGGUCGGCAUGCUCUACUCCCUCUCCCGGUUGCGGUUUUUGGUGAAACUAAACGUGGAGGACGUGCUGGACCACCUGAGACAGGAGAUCGACCAGAACCAGCUUUCCGCGGCGGAAAACGCGAAGCUGUUUUUCAGCCUGUCGAUGCUGCAACCGGAGUACGACGACACCGAGCUGGUAAAGCUGCUCGGAACGCGGUUUCUGGACACGCACCGGACCCAAACCAUCUACAUGAUCCACAUGAUCGACGUGGCUUGGGGCGUUUGCAUAUGAAUUGCAAAAGCAUCAUGACAGUGCAGUCCUCGUAAUUGCAAUACAAAUUCGCUUCGUGGCAUGACGAAUGUUAUGGGUAAGUGGGUCUUUCUGUCUUGUAAAAGGUAUUUGUAUUGCUGCAUGACUGGGAUUAGUACCAGCGUGAUGGUUUUGCAAAUGAUAUUGCAGGUUCAAGCAUUUGUUCGACAAGGACAUGUACUCCGUGCGGAUCCGAGACCUGAUUGACCGCCUCAUGGCCAUGCCGGCGCCCAAAAAUCGGGUACUGCUCGCAAAGUCGCACGAGAUCCUGCUGUCGCUGCAGUUCGAGCACUGGGAGAUAUUUGCCGGAGCGGGGGCACCUGGACGAGGCGAACAGGACAAAAAAACCUCGGACGAGAAGAAGCACAAACAGCAAAGUUCGACCAGUACAACUCCAGCUUCUAGCUCAUCUUCUUCUAGCAAGGUGCAGCUUUCCAAGCAGUGGCAGAUUGCGUGCGAAGACGCAGACUCUGUGGCGCAGUCGAAGAACGAGAGCAGUCGACUGCAGGCAGAGCUGCUCCUUAAGCUGGAGCACACGUUUCACAAGCAAAAAAUCCAGCUGCAGCAAAAUGUGGGCUUGAGCAUGGCCACGGCCACGGAGCAAGGACGCAGGAAAGCAGCGGAAAUUGGCACGGCUAACGUUUUACGAAUUGCAACAAACAAAAUGCCAUGGCCCAGGCGUGCUGGAAAGUCAAAGCAAGUCUAUCUUCGCGAUGCUAGUAGAGUUACAUGAAAAAAAAAGAACAAGAAGCUCAAGAUUAUAGCAGGUGCAGUAUGCCAACGCUUCAGUAUUUCGAUAUAAAAGCAAAAAUAUCUGCCAACAAGCGCGGCAUAAUCAUAAAGUUGAGCGUGCAUGAGUUGAUGUUGAAAUAGAAAAAGUUAAAGUAGAAAAAUAGACGCUGUAGGUGAGCACCAGCCGCAUCCGCAUCGUCGUGAGCAAGCACGGACGAGUGUUGGGAGUGUCUGUCAUACAUUCGAAGAACAUCAGUAGCAAUGACAAGCAAAAGAGAUUUCGACAGAGACAAAGCCGUCAGGAAAUGAUGUCACUAGUCAGGCUCAGGCGAUGGCAGCGUGUUUGCACGCGAUUCCGUAUUGGUUCGCUCCGAGCGGAUUUGACGGACGAGAAAACGAAGUUGGUCAUUGACCUCGACGCGCCAAACCGUCCGAUUAACCGCACGGUGAAGCACCGGAUUCUCAACAACCUAGGUUUCCACCCGGUGUCUCUCAGCUACUGGCGCUGGCGGCAGUGCAAGAGCGACGAAGAGCAGUCCGAAUUGCUCGAGGCGAACAUCGGACCACUGCUGGGUAAAUUGCUCGAGGAAGGAGUUGUACCAGGGGCAGGAGAUGCGACGGGAAGGGCACCUUCUUAGAUGAGGCUCAGGUUGUAUAUGACGCGUGCUGCUGCAGCACCACGCACGGCACGUGGAUUUGGACCAUCAAACAUGAUAUACUAGAAGUACACUUCUCAGAGGGCUGGAGACCACAACAGCGUCGCUUGUCGGAAUCGACGGUUAAUAGGAUGGCUACCGCGGACACAAGACGUGGCGUGCCGUUUUGUAAUUCUUGAAAACUUUGCUACGGCAAAAACACCUAGUCCAAGAAGUGGUGGAAUAGUCGACGGAUUUGAAAGCACCGACGAACCUCAACAAGAAGAAGAACAUUUGGCGUUUUAUACGCCCUUUGACUUUACAAGGGCUGUUUUGAUGAUGGCAAAAGUAUCGGGAUAGGUGGAAUUCAUCUACUCUUUUCUCUACUUCCUCCAGCUCCAGCAGUGGACGGGGGAAUAAACAAAGAAAAAUCACUUUCCAGCGGGCCACUGCUAUGUGAUUCGUGUUGUUGAAAAAGUAGAUUCUUC
Molecule: messenger RNA, 3258 nt
Organism: Amoebophrya sp. A120
Lineage: Eukaryota; Dinophyceae; Syndiniales; Amoebophryaceae
Source: the annotation of a GenBank genome assembly